Molecule: messenger RNA, 2180 nt
Organism: Sphaerodactylus townsendi
Lineage: Eukaryota; Metazoa; Chordata; Lepidosauria; Squamata; Sphaerodactylidae
Gene: RTBDN
Product: retbindin
Exons: 6
Coding region: 197-985 (262 amino acids)
Cellular component (GO): external side of plasma membrane
Molecular function (GO): signaling receptor activity; riboflavin binding; riboflavin transmembrane transporter activity
Source: RefSeq, a predicted model, not a curated record
CAGACCUGAGCGCGGGCGGGGUGGGCGGGAGUGUUUUGUCUCUUGCAGCAGGCGGCGGCUCAGCUCUAUUUCUGCGGCGCGCGGUGAUCAGCAGCCUCGAGACUCCCCCGCCGGGCUUGUUUGGCUGAGGAAAGAAAAGGAGACGAGGGACACGGUCGUCCGGCCAGACUCCCCUCGCCGGCUGUUGCAGGUAUCCAUGGGUAGUGGUUUUGGUGUCCCUGUUUGGAUAAUGGGUAUGGCUUGGGUCUUGGUGAUGCUGUGGGCAGGUGCUAUGGGCAUGGAGGAUCGCUGCUUGCCUGGAGGGAAGCACAAAGCAAGUCCGAGCCCAGAAGGACAUCUGGGUACCUGCCAUCUCUAUAGAGAAAAUUCCUGCUGCUCACCAGAUGUCAUCCAGGACCUUACCAAAGCCAACGACAUCUACUGGAAUCGCUGUGGGAACCUCAGCAGCAGAUGUGAGGACUAUCUUCAGCAAGUGGAAUGUUUUUACCGUUGCUCUCCCAUUGCUGCCCAGUGGCCUCAUCCUAAGCGACCCACAGCCGUACUGGCUGUGCCUUUUUGCCAGAACUUCUGUGAUGAAUGGUAUGAUGCUUGCAAGGAAGACCUGACCUGCGCUCGCAAUUGGCUUACUGACUGGCAUUGGGGACCUGAGGGGAAUAACUGCAAUCGGGAGUGCAUUUCAUAUGGCCAGAUGUACAAGGAUGGGAAGGAGCUCUGUGAGACCAUCUGGGAUGACUCUUUCGCAGUAAGCACUGAUCCCUGUGAGUGCCUGACCCUGAGUGCUUCUGAUACAGGCUUUUCAGCAUCACGUUCCCGCCAUGAAGAUAGUGACAGUAUUGAGGAACCUGAAACCCCCAAGAAGGACAGCAGGAGAUCUGGCCGCAAAGGGCUUUGUCCAGGUAGCCCCUUGCUGCACCGUCUGAAAAAGAACCUGCGGAAGCGUUCUGUCUUCAUGGAAGAUGUGGAGGGUAGUGGGAGUGGCUUCUGAUCCAGUGAAGCUACCCUUCCAGGGAAAAACAGCCUCCUCCCCUUUGAUUGCCUGGGGCUUGGGGGGAUCGCUUGUGAUCUAUGCAAAUCUGUCAUGUCCCACCUUUACCAGUUUCUUGCCAUCUUGUCUAGCUCUGUGCAACUUGGUGUGGUCAUGAAGUAGGAAGCAGAUCUGGCUCUGUAGCUGGGCUCUGAGUCUUAUGCUCUAGUUAAGUACAGUUUGUCCUAAAAGAGCACCUUCAUCUCCCAUAAGCCUGCCUAUGUUGUCCCUCCAACUUUCUUCAUUGUAUCUAGCUUGAAAGACAAGGUUAGAGAGACAUUUGCUAGUGACAGUGACAGUCCCAGAAAGAAGACUUUCCUGUCUUACUGCUGUUCCCAGGUGCCUCAAAGAGCUGGCCCUAAUGGUCCUUGAUGAGAUUCCUCUCAGAAAAGGACAACGGCAAUGUAUGUCUGUCAAAGGCUCCAGCAUGGAACAGAUUUAGGAAUGCAGAGACUGUAUAGUCUGAAAACAAUAGGUGAGGUAACUGACACUGGGCAAAAGGAGUUAGGCCCUAUUGCUUAAACUGCUUCAGGUACUGUGAGACUGAGUCAAAAUGGAAGAGCCUUCAUUGAACUCAACAUGGAGGCAGCAGGCACUAGAGAAAUCUCUGGCCAGUAGGUGGAGCUGGAGAACUAUGUAGCUAGGUGAGUGAAGCCAUCAUCCCCAUGCCAGAACAGCACAAGCUCCUGCCACAGAAUACAGGACUGAGCCUAGCACUAGAUGGAGCUUUCAUGCAACUCCAGUGUGAGCAGAGAGAAGAGUGUAUAGUUUGAUAGCAGUUAUUAUUAUGCAGCGUUCGAGGCUGGAAAAGCAAAGUUUCAAGUGCUCUGUAUAAAAUGUAAAAUUAGAAGGGCUCAGCAUCACAAAGCUUUUGUUCUAACGACCAAGGUUGUAAGCAAAGAGACCACCUAACCUUGAGCAGGGGGUGACAUGAAUGAAUUUCCUACAAACUCAACCCCUGAAUAGGCUCCAGUAGAAGUACUGUGCAAAUUCCUGUAAGAAUCACAUAUGCCUGCUUACCCAAAACACAUUAUGAGCUGCAUUUUCAUGUCCUUCCUUGGUCACGUUUGCUGCAAAAUGUACGUUCUGUAUUGGCUCAAACCUAUCAGUACUUGUGCACAUGUUGGGGAUGGGUAUUAAAUCUAUAUGUAUACAA